AUGUACGUCCCAAAUUUCGGGUGUAAACCCAGCCUAACGGAGAGGCAGCUGUGCUGGCUGGCGGCCCUGGAGAGCGGCCACGACCAGCCAUGGGAUGCAUUCGUCAGGAUCAUCGAGAACUUCAUCUCCGAGACCGCCGAGACGAAGCCACACCGCGGCCAGGGCCGCGUCGACGCUGCUGCCAAUCCCCAGCGCGGUGGACGUGGCGCACGGCGUACGGCGGGCGCCGAGCGUCGCUACGACGCGAAUGCAGCAUCUGAAAUUCAGAAGCUGUACCGCGCGGACCGGCGCAAGGCGAUGCAGCGCGUCCUUGGCGAGAUGUCGCCGUACUGCCAAAAAGAUGGCAACGUGCUCAGGGAGCACUUCAGAAAUACCUACACUAAAACCGACUUAUCUGUUACAGAUGCACCAGCUGCUGUCCCGGACUUUGCCGCUACCACGCCUCGUGAUGUCAGCGAGGAGGUCCUGCCGCCGAUCACCGCCACAGAGGUGCAACAACGGCUCCAGAAGGCUAGUAAUACUGCUCCAGGGUCAGACGGAGUCACCUAUUCAGACUUGCGACGUGAGGAUCCUGGCUGCCAUGUGCUAGCUAAGAUCUUCUCGCGCUGCUGGAAUGAGCGGAAGACUCUAGUGCAGUGGAAAGUAUCCACUACCGUCCUCAUCCACAAGAAAUGGGACGUCUCGGACGUGACGAACUGGCGGCCUUUAGCAUUGAGCUCAACCAUCUCUAAGGUCUUUGCUGCAAUCGUUGCGGAUCGUACAACCCUCUGUGCAGAACGUUUGAACCCCCUCUCCCCAGAACAGAAGGGUUUCCGCACUUUUGGUGGCUGCUAUUACUUCAUCGUACAGACGGCGAUUGAUGAUGCAAGGCGCAGGGGAGGCAAAGCAUGCUUUGCUUGGCUUGAUCUAGCGAAUGCUUUCGGCUCAGUGCCUCACGCUCACCUCCUUGGAGUACUGAGCAGGAUGGGACUACCAGAGCAAUUGCAUCAGCUAAUUGCCGAUGUUGCUCGACCCACGUCCGGACAUCUGACGGACUAA
Messenger RNA from Schistocerca americana (American grasshopper), 1038 nucleotides. RefSeq lists its product as uncharacterized. The coding region runs from base 1 to 1038 and encodes 345 amino acids. The record is from RefSeq and is a predicted model, not a curated record. Lineage: Eukaryota; Metazoa; Arthropoda; Insecta; Orthoptera; Acrididae. The transcript is spliced from 2 exons.